AUGCCGAAAGCGACUACCCCGACCGCUGUUCGCCAGACGCGGCGACAUAACCCUCUAGAAGAUGACCUUGUAGCGACAGGUCCCCUGCGCACAAAAGCGCCCAAGAGAAAGUCGAAAGGAGGUGAUGAGGAGGAUGAGCAAGAGAAUUACAUAGACUCGAAGGCUUCUAAGAAGAUUUUGAGAAUUGGUCGAGAAUUAGCUGAGGAAGUCGAUGUUGCACCCCCGCGACCGCCGACCGAGUCCAAUGCAUUUGGUUUCGAAUCUAGAUUUGGCGACGAUGGAGAGGAUAACGAUGCUUUUGACGAGGAAGAUGUAUGGGGCGACGAGGACGAGAUCGUGGAGGAGAUUGAGAUCGAACCCGAGGACUUAGACACUUUCAACAAAUUCCUACCUACCGAUGACGACCCGUUAUUGACGCACGGCUGGGGAGGACAAGCAUCCGGCGAGGAACAAGGUCAAGGGCAAGGCACCAAUCUCGCCGACUUGAUUCUGGCGAGGAUUGCGGAACACGAAGCUGAGCAGAGCAGAGGACAGGAGGUCGGCCCUGUAGAUGACGAUUACGAAUUAUCGCCGAAGAUCGUGGAGGUGUACACAAAGAUUGGCUUAAUACUCUCGAGAUACAAGUCAGGCAAACUGCCAAAACCCUUCAAGAUUCUACCCACGGUUCCCCAUUGGGAGGACAUCAUCGAACUCACAAAACCCGACCAAUGGACCCCAAACGCAUGUUACGAGGCGACAAGGAUAUUUGUAUCAAGUAAACCAAUCGUUGUCCGAAGGUUCAUGGAAAUGAUCCUACUCGAUCGCGUGCGAGAAGAUAUUCACGAGACGAAGAAGUUGAACGUACAUCUGUUCAACGCACUGAAGAAGGCGCUAUACAAGCCCGCAUCAUGGUUCAAGGGAUUCCUCUUCCCGCUUGUCGAAAGUGGUACUUGCACGUUACGGGAAGCCACCAUCAUUUCCGCUGUCCUAGCUAGGGUAUCCGUACCGGUCCUCCACUCCGGCGCGGCUAUCAAAGGAUUAUGCGAAAUUGCAGCACGAGAAGCUUCCGCAGGUACCGAGGGUGGAGGUGCCACGAACGUGUUCAUCAAGACCCUUCUUGAGAAGAAAUAUGCGCUCCCGUACCAAGUUAUCGAUUCCCUCGUAUUCCACUUCCUACGCUUCCGAAGUGUAGACCCCGCGUCUAUUAGGGAGGGUGAUACUAUGGAUAUUGGUGGGGAGCACGCGGCUACCCGAGCUAAGCUCCCGGUUAUUUGGCAUCAAUGCCUAUUAGCCUUUGCGCAGAGAUACCGCAAUGAGAUUACCGAGGACCAGAGAGAAGCUUUACUGGACUUACUUCUAACACAUGGUCACCACAAAAUCGGACCGGAGAUCCGAAGAGAAUUGCUAGCCGGACGUGGGCGCGGAGUCCCGGUUGAGCAACCGGGCCCGGCAUUUGAUGGCGAUGAUACUAUGGUGGUAGACGGUUGA
Molecule: messenger RNA, 1467 nt
Organism: Hypoxylon trugodes
Lineage: Eukaryota; Fungi; Ascomycota; Sordariomycetes; Xylariales; Hypoxylaceae
Product: Bystin-domain-containing protein
Exons: 2
Coding region: 1-1467 (488 amino acids)
Biological process (GO): rRNA processing
Cellular component (GO): nucleolus; cytoplasm; preribosome, small subunit precursor
Molecular function (GO): snoRNA binding
Source: RefSeq, a predicted model, not a curated record